Messenger RNA from Beta vulgaris subsp. vulgaris (sugar beet), 2954 nucleotides. RefSeq names its product two-component response regulator-like PRR73 (gene BTC1). The transcript is spliced from 10 exons. Gene Ontology annotation, biological process: phosphorelay signal transduction system; cytokinin-activated signaling pathway. The record is from RefSeq and is a predicted model, not a curated record. Gene Ontology annotation, molecular function: protein binding. Bases 316 to 2682 code for a protein of 788 amino acids. NCBI's taxonomy places the organism in Eukaryota, Viridiplantae, Streptophyta, Magnoliopsida, Caryophyllales, Amaranthaceae.
CUUCUUUAGAACUAUCUCCUUCUCUCAUUGGAACCUCAAAAUCAUUCUUAUUUUAUUUCGAGAAAAGGAAAAAAAAGCACAUCUGUUUUGAAGAUUAAUUUGUGGAUUAUUAUUGAGCUUCAUCGUAUUUAAAAAACAUACUGUAGGAUGUUAUCGUGCUGAGAAAAGGGUUUUAGAUGGGGUAAUUGAUGGUUUUUUGCAUACCGAAGGCGUAUUCUCUUUGAUGAUGGAGUGAUUGUUGAAAAGACAUGAUGGGUUAAAGUUGCAGGAUUAUUUCAUUUCAAUAAACAUAAUUGAUCAAUUUGGAUCUGUUGAAUGAGGUUGAUUCACAAAAAUGAAGAUGGGCCCGGUGUUGCCAAGUCGGUGGCAGAGCUUAAUCAACAUAUAGUUGCUGUGAAAAAAGAAGGUAGGGGUAGGGUUGCAGGUGAAGGGCAGGGGCUUUCCGAGGAGGACGAACUGAGAAUUAUUGAGGAUGGUGAAGAUGCAAACAGCAGGCGUUCUUUGAGUUCUGUUCAGCUUCCAGUUCAUACUCACAGGCCUCAGCCACAAGUACAACCCCAGGGGAGAGUCUGUUGGGAGAGGUUUCUCCCUGUUGGAUCUCCUAAGGUUUUGCUCGUAGAAAGUGAUGACUCAACUCGUCAUAUUGUUAGUGCUUUGCUACGGAAUUGUAGCUAUGAAGUUGUAGGGGUGCCAAAUGGCAUAGAAGCAUGGAAAAUCUUAGAAGAUUUGAGCAAUCAGAUUGACCUAGUUUUAACUGAGGUAGUCACAUCAGGACUCUCUGGUAUAGGUCUUCUGUCCAAGAUAAUGAGUCACAAAAGCUGCCAGAAUACUCCUGUCAUUAUGAUGUCAUCUCAUGAUUCGAUGGGUUUAGUCUUAAAGUGCUUAUCCAAGGGCGCUGUUGACUUUCUGGUGAAGCCUAUAAGAAAAAAUGAACUUAAAAACCUUUGGCAGCAUGUUUGGAGGAGGUGUCACAGUUCUAGUGGUAGUGGAAGUGAAAGCUGUGUAAGGAAUGGAAAAUCCAUAGGAAGCAAGAGGGCUGAAGAGUCGGACAAUGACACUGACAGCAAUGAGGAAGAUGAUAACAGAAGCAUUGGUUUACAAGCUCGGGAUGGAAGUGACAAUGGAAGUGGGACCCAGAGUUCAUGGACAAAAAGGGCUGCAGAAGUUGAGAGCCCCCAACCACAGUCUACAUGGGAGCAAGCAACUGAUCCGCCUGAUAGCACUUGUGCUCAGGUCAUUUAUCCAAUGUCUGAGGCAUUUGCCAGCAGCUGGAUGCCUGGAUCCAUGCAGGAACUUGAUGUACAGGAUCAUCAAUAUGACAAUGUCCCAAUGGGAAAGGAUUUGGAGAUUGGAGUACCUAGAAUUUCAGAUUCACGGCUAAAUGGACCAAACAAAAAGGUUAAGUUAGCAACUACUGCUGAGGAAAACCAAUAUUCACAGUUAGACCUCAACCAGGAAAAUGAUGGUCGAAGUUUUGAUGAAGAGAACCUGGAGAUGAAUAAUGAUAAACCUAAAAGUGAGUGGAUUAAACAGGCUAUGAACUCACCAGGAAAAGUUGAAGAACAUCAUAGAGGAAAUAAAGUAUCUGAUGCACCACCCGAAAUUUCCAAAAUAAAGGACAAAGGCAUGCAACAUGUCGAGGAUAUGCCUUCUCUUGUGCUCAGUCUGAAGAGGUUGGGUGAUAUUGCAGACACGAGCACUAAUGUCUCAGACCAGAAUAUUGUUGGGCGUUCAGAGCUUUCAGCCUUCACCAGGUACAAUUCAGGCACAACUGGUAACCAGGGUCAAACAGGUAAUGUUGGCAGUUGCUCUCCACCAAAUAAUAGUUCAGAAGCAGCAAAGCAGUCCCAUUUUGAUGCUCCACAUCAAAUUUCGAAUAGCAGUAGUAACAAUAACAAUAUGGGCUCUACUACUAAUAAGUUCUUCAAAAAGCCUGCUAUGGACAUUGAUAAGACACCUGCAAAAUCAACAGUCAACUGUUCUCAUCAUUCACAUGUGUUUGAGCCAGUGCAAAGUUCCCAUAUGUCUAAUAAUAACCUUACUGCAUCUGGUAAGCCUGGUGUUGGCUCCGUAAAUGGUAUGCUGCAAGAAAACGUACCAGUAAAUGCUGUUCUGCCGCAAGAAAAUAACGUGGAUCAGCAGCUCAAGAUUCAGCGCCACCAUCACUACCAUCAUUACGAUGUCCAUAGUGUACAGCAGCUACCAAAGGUUUCUGUUCAACAUAAUAUGUCCAAAAGCAAGGAUGUGACAGCACCCCCACAGUGUGGGUCUUCAAACACUUGUAGAUCGCCAAUUAAAGCAAAUGUUGCCAAUUGCAGUUUGAAUGGAAGUGGUAGUGGAAGCAAUCAUGGGAGCAAUUUCCUUAAUGGAAGUAGUGCUGCUGUGAAUGUUGAAGGAACAAACAUGGUCAAUGAUAGUAGGAUAGCUGCAAAAGAUGGUGCUGAAAAUGGAAGUGGUAGUGGAAGUGGAAGUGGUAGUGGUAGUGGUGUUGGUGUGGAUCAAAGUCGAUCAGCUCAACGAGAAGCUGCCUUGAAUAAAUUCCGUCUCAAGCGUAAAGAAAGAUGCUUUGACAAAAAGGUGCGAUAUCAAAGCAGAAAGAAGUUAGCAGAUCAAAGACCUCGUGUUCGUGGGCAAUUCGUGCGCCAGGUGCGAGAAAACAAAGGAAGGAAUACCGAUAGCUAACACCAAUUCUUUCCACAAGUUGCUGCCGAGAUCAUUUAUGCCACUCUGAUAUCAGCUGUCUUCAUAUGUACAAAUUUCGAAUUUUAUGUGUGCAUGAGGUGCUAAAUACUGUCAAACCUCAGUGAUUCUGUUUGGUUUAGGCUGUAGAAAGACAUCUUUUCCUUUGUGUUUUCAUGGUUCUUAUUUUGAGCUGUGUUCACUACUUUUUAUAACAUGGUAGCCCCAGGUUGCCUUUGGAAAUAAGCUUUUCCUUAAAGGUGUGAUGCAUAUAA